AUGAGUCUUGAAACUACUGCGUAUCUGCAGCACCUCAGUGAAAGACCGGAGCGAACCCGUAAUUUCUGUAUGGUGGCUCAUGUUGACCAUGGCAAGACAACACUCAGCGAUUAUCUAGUUGCGAGCAACGGCAUUCUCUCACCGCAGCUUGCAGGUGAAGUUCGAUUGCUGGACUCCCGCCCGGAUGAACAGGAACGUUGUAUUACAAUGAAAGCCAGUUCUAUUGCACUUCGACAUACAUACAAGGGUGUGGAACAUCUUUUAAAUCUUGUGGAUUCACCGGGGCAUAUUGACUUUUCAUGUGAAGUCUCCACAGCGAUGCGGUUGUGUGAUGGGGCGGUUGUUAUUGUGGACGUUGUGGAUGGGGUAACUCAACAAACAAGUAGUAUAUUGCGACAUGCCUAUCGAGAAGGUCUCUCUAUGUGUCUCGUUCUCAAUAAAGUAGAUCUUCUUAUUGCUGUUCAGCAACUUUCACCAGAGGAAGCAUAUUACCGUAUGCGUUCUAUUAUAGAAACUUGCAAUGCAGCACUUGCUGGGUUCGCUAAUCAGCUAAAAAUUCAAGAAGAGGAUUCUGCGUUAUCUCAAGAUCGUGGAGAUCCUAGUGAUGAUGUAUGGUUUUGUCCGACGAAGGGAAAUGUACUAUUUUGUAGUUGCUAUGAUGGAUGGGCUUUUGGUACUUCUUUCUUUGCUUCUCUAUAUGAAGAGAAAUUGGGUAUUUCUAAUCUUCAAACUUAUCUUUGGGGUGAAUACUACUUAGAUAAUAAAACAAAAACCAUCGAAACGAGUCCAUUGCGAGCAGGACAACAACCUUUAGUCGUUCAAUUAAUGCUUGAACCUAUUUGGCAAUUAUAUAAAACUUUUCUUGAGGAGGAGGAUAAUUUAGAGCAACAAUUACGUAUGGCUGCGAAGUUAGGUGUUCCAGAACGAGUAUGGAAUAAUCCUCGUAGAGAAAAAAGGGGAAAAUUAAAAGCUCUACUUUCUUAUUGGCUUCCAGUUGCUAAAAGUGUUUUAAGUACAAUUUGUGAAAAAUUGGAUUCUCCUGUGGAAGCGCAAAGACGACGUAUACGGUUUCUCAUGCCUAAAUUUGAUGAAGCACCAGCUUCUGUACAAGAAGCAUUAAUGGAAUGUUCACCUUCACCUGAUGCCCCAUGUAUUGUGUAUGUCUGUAAACUUAUUGAUACCCAAUUUCUUGUUGGAACCAUAAUAGGUCAAGAAGGGUGUAGUGAUGAUGCCUUUAUUGGAUUUGCUCGUGUUUAUAGUGGACGUCUUCAACCUGGAAAAACGGUAUACGUUCAAAGUGAUGAUAAAAUUGUAGAAGCAGUUGUACGUAAAGUAUUUCUUUUUCGAGGUACAGGAUUAGAUGAGGCUGCAGAGGCAUGUAGUGGGACACUUUGUGGUAUUGGUGGACUUACACCUUAUAUUACAAAGUAUGCCACCUUAUCUAGUUUAGAAGGUGUUCCACCAUUUAAACCACUUGUACUUCCGAGUACAUCUAUUGUUCGUGCUUCUGUAUUUCCAAAAGAUCCAAAAGAUUUAUUUCAACUGGUGCAAGGACUACGAUUAUUAUAUAAGGUGGAUCCACAAGUGGAAGUAAGUAUACUUCCCACGGGUGAACAUGUUAUUGGAACUGCUGGAGAGGUUCACUUGGAACGUUGUAUAAAAGAUCUUGUGGAUACUUUUGCUCGUGUGGAAGUAGUGGCUUCAGAACCGCUUGUCUCUUUCCGAGAAACUAUUGUAGUCGGUGGUUCUGGUGGAAGUAUUAGUAACAUUAGCACAAAGCCAAAGCUACACACCGUGUCAGCAUUGGAUGGUGCCUUCUCUAUGACCCUUUACGCCCGUUGUUUACCAUCAGAAGUACUUGAAAUACUUAAGGAUGAUGAUAGAAACCAUGGUUCUAAUCCUCAAUUAUGUCGUCAAGUAAAAACUAUUCUAGCUGAAAAUAAACGAUGGAGUGCGGAAGUACAACAUGGUAUUGUGGCUUGGGGUCCAACAAAACUUGGAUUUCUUGGUGCCAUUCUUCUUCUUCAUUUUGGUAACGAUGACGCUGCAGCAGAGAAGUUACAACUUUUUAAUACCUGGAAAGAUUCUAUUACGGCAGGAUUUCAGGCGGCUGCUGAGAGUGGUCCAAUGGCACAGGAGCCAAUGUUUAACAUUGCCUUUGUGAUCACUGAUCUUUCUAUAGACACUUCCACUGGAUUAACAGGAGGAAUGGUGAUACCGUGUGUGCGUGAUGCCUGUCGAACGGCAAUGGAACUUCACCCAAGACGACUUGUAGAGCCCGUGUAUGAAUGUACAGUUUACUCCUCAGGGUCUACGCAUGGAAAGAUAUAUAGUGCUCUCAGCCGGCGCCGAUCAGAAAUUCUUGAGGAGGUGCCAAACGAGGGCAGUGAUCUCUUUUAUAUUCGUUGUCUUCUCCCUGCGGUGGAGGCCUUUGGACUGCAGGAUGAAUUACGGGUCGCCACGCAAGGGGCAUCCACCGCGCAGCUGCAAAUGAGUCAUUGGAAUAUUGUGGAUGCCGAUCCAUACUUUACACCAACAACAAAGGAAGAACUGGAGGAACAUGGGGCGGAAUUGGCAACAAAAAAUAUUGCAGAACAACUACUGGAGCGUAUUCGACGUCGUAAAGGGCUUUACCGUGAGCGUGUUGUGGAAAGCGCUGAGAAACAGAAGUUUUCUCUUAAAGGUGCGUAA
Molecule: messenger RNA, 2691 nt
Organism: Trypanosoma theileri
Lineage: Eukaryota; Euglenozoa; Kinetoplastea; Trypanosomatida; Trypanosomatidae
Product: putative elongation factor 2
Exons: 1
Coding region: 1-2691 (896 amino acids)
Biological process (GO): cytosolic ribosome assembly
Cellular component (GO): cytosol; ribonucleoprotein complex
Molecular function (GO): GTPase activity; ribosome binding; GTP binding
Source: RefSeq, a predicted model, not a curated record